AUGGAAGUAACUGAGGAAGUCCCUUCUGUCAGAGCCUAUGCAGACCAACCAGACCAUGAGAGGCACGUGGGGAAGGAGAAUAGAACGAGCAUCUCUGAAUUUAUCCUCUUGGGACUUUCUGAACAGCCAGAUCAGCAGAGACUGCUAUUUGGGCUCUUCCUGGCCAUGUACCUGAUCACUGUGGUGGGGAACCUCCUCAUCAUACUAGCCAUUGGCUCUGACUCCCACCUCCAAAGCCCCAUGUAUUUCUUCUUAGCCAAUCUGUCCUUUGCAGACAUCUGUUUCACAUCAGCUUCCAUCCCCAAGAUGCUGGUGAACAUUGAGACUCAGCAUCAGACCAUCUCCUAUGUUGGGUGCAUCACCCAGCUAUAUUUCCUUCUUGCAUUUGGGGGUUUGGACAACCUCCUCCUGGCUGCAAUGGCCUAUGACCGCUAUGUCGCCAUCUGCCGCCCCCUUCACUAUGCUACAACCAUGAGCUCCCAGCGCUGUGUGCUAAUAAUGAGUAUGUGCUGGGCUUUGACCAAUAUCCCUGCCCUGACACAUAGCGUUCUGCUGGCCCAUCUGUUCUUCUGUACCCAACGUGCCAUCCCUCAUUUCUACUGUGAUAUCAGUGCCUUGCUAAAGUUGGCAUGCUCAGAUACCCACUUAAAUGAAUUGAUGGUAAUCAUCUUGGGAGCAAUAUUCCUCACUGUUCCUCUUGCUCUCAUCAUCCUCUCCUAUGCUCGCAUCACCUCUGCUGUCCUUGGUUUCUCCUCUCCUGAAGGAAGAUGGAAGGCUUUCUCCACAUGUGGAUCCCAUCUAACUGUAGUCUUGCUCUUCUAUGGUUCUCUUAUGGGUGUGUAUUUAUUUCCUUCAUCAAGUGACUCUGUUCAAAGAGAUAGCGCAGCUGCUGUCCUUUACAUUGUGGUGACCCCCAUGUUGAAUCCAUUCAUCUACAGCCUGAGAAAUAGAGACAUGAAAGGGGCACUGAGGAGGCUUCUUGGGAAUGGGAAAACUCUCUCCUCUCCAUAA
Molecule: messenger RNA, 1011 nt
Organism: Gracilinanus agilis (Agile Gracile Mouse Opossum)
Lineage: Eukaryota; Metazoa; Chordata; Mammalia; Didelphimorphia; Didelphidae
Product: olfactory receptor 1N2-like
Exons: 2
Coding region: 1-1011 (336 amino acids)
Biological process (GO): G protein-coupled receptor signaling pathway
Cellular component (GO): membrane
Molecular function (GO): G protein-coupled receptor activity; olfactory receptor activity
Source: RefSeq, a predicted model, not a curated record